UAAAUCUGCAACAAUAUGCAUUUACUAGAAAAUGUCCCUGUUUAGUUACUAACUAUCACUUUUAUUGGUUUUCAGAUGCCAUACUUGAAUCAAAAGCAAAUAGAAGAGUAUUUAGCUCUAAUAAAUGAUGGAGAGAUUUCGGAAGAUGAUCUUGAGGACUCGGAUACAGAAGGUAAUGAGAAUUUUUAUGAAAAUGGAGACGAUUUGCUUCACGAUCUUGAGAGCCCAUUAGAAGAGGAAAAUGAUGACCCCGAUAAUGAUCCAUUCAUGGCAGGAGACCCGCCAUUGAUAAAUGAAGCUACAGCAAAUGAUCAAGUGCCACAGGUUCCAUUCCCCUCAACAAGUCAAGCUAGUCGCCGAGCAACUAUGAGAGGACUCGUAUGGAAGGUAAAAAAAAUUGUUUUGAAUUCUGACCAGACAGCUUUUCAUGGAGACACUACAUACCCACCUGAACUGAAGGAUGAGGCUACUACUGGUACUCCCUAUCGUAUUUUUUCACAUUUUAUUACAUCAGAAAUAGUUCAAAGGAUUGUGGAAGAGUCUAAUUUGUAUUCCGUUCAAAAAAAUGUGACUAAACCAUUAAAUUUAUCUGAAACUGAGCUAAGAAAGUUUAUGGCGAUACUGAUAUACAUGUCUGUUAUAAAAUAUCCCAAUGUACGGCUAUACUGGUCAAAUACUGUAGGUUUUCAACCAAUCAAGGACAUAAUGACUGUCAACCGAUUUGAGACUAUUCGUAGAUUUCUACAUUUCAACAAUAACGAGAAACAUUUACCCAAGGAACACUCACAACAUGAUAGGCUCCAUAAGAUAAGGCCUAUAAUUAGGCAUCUAAAUGAGAAAUUUGCUUUAGUUCCUAUGGAACAAAAACUCUCAAUUCAUGAAGCAGUAUUUACCUAAUAAGCCCCAUAAGUAGGGGUUUAAAUUAUAUGUGAUGUGCAGCGUGAAAGGUUAUGCUCAUAAAUUUGAAAUAUAUACUGGCCAAGAAAAUGAACGGCUUCCAGAUGAACCAGAUUUUGGGCCAGUGGGAAAUGUUGUAGUCCGGCUUGCUAGAGGUGUCCCAAGGCAUAUAAAUCAUAUAAUUUAUUUUGAUAAUUUUUACACCUCUGUACCUUUAGUUACCUAUCUUGCCAAACAAGGAAUCUAUAGCCUAGGUACUGUGCAAUCUAACAGGCUAGUGAACAGCAAACUGCCGGACAAAAAAACAAUGAUGAAGAAAUCUGUUCCUCGUGGAACUUAUGAAGAGCAGAUGACUGAAUUUGACGGUAUUGAUUUGACAGCAGUUACUUGAAGGACAAUAAAGUUGUAACUUUUCUAUCUUCAUAUGUUGGAGCUGAACCUGUGGGCCAAGUAGAAAGAUUUGACAAGACAAAUAAGACUAGAAUUAAAAUUUCAUGCCCACAUAUAAUAAAGGAAUAUAAUGCCCAUAUGGGCGGAGUGGACCUAAUGGAUAGCUUUAUUGGGAGGUACCGAAUUGCAAUGAGAAGCCGAAAGUGGUAUCUUCGUAUCUUUUACCACUUAUUGGACAUGACGGUAAUAAAUU
Messenger RNA from Papilio xuthus (Asian swallowtail), 1540 nucleotides. RefSeq names its product piggyBac transposable element-derived protein 4-like. The record is from RefSeq and is a predicted model, not a curated record. NCBI's taxonomy places the organism in Eukaryota, Metazoa, Arthropoda, Insecta, Lepidoptera, Papilionidae. The coding region runs from base 76 to 897 and encodes 273 amino acids. The transcript has a single exon.